AAAAAGAAAGACUGUCUUCAGAAACGGGUCCAAGUCUUGGAGAAAUCUUCAACACAAACACACACACUGAAGAACAUCAGGGAUCCAGAUAAAUGGCUGACAAACAGAUCAGUUUGCCUGCCAAGUUAAUAAACGGAGGCGUCGCCGGACUGAUCGGCGUUACCUGCGUGUUUCCCAUCGAUCUGGCCAAGACUCGUCUUCAGAACCAGCAGAAUGGAUUUCGACUCUACACCAGCAUGUCAGACUGCCUUAUUAAGACCAUUCGGUCGGAGGGAUAUUUUGGAAUGUACAGAGGCGCUGCUGUAAAUUUAACUCUCGUCACUCCUGAAAAAGCCAUCAAGCUUGCGGCGAAUGAUUUCUUCAGAUAUCACCUCUCUAAGGACGGACAGAAACUCACUCUGUUACGAGAGAUGCUGGCCGGCUGCGGCGCGGGCACAUGUCAGGUCAUUGUUACGACACCAAUGGAGAUGCUGAAGAUUCAGCUGCAGGAUGCUGGAAGGAUUGCGGCCCAGAGGAAGCUCUUGCCUCAGGCAGUGACCCCCGGGGGUCCGGUCGAGGUGAAGUCCCGCACUGCUAUGCAACUCACUCGAGAAUUACUGAAGGAAAAAGGCAUCGCGGGUCUCUACAAGGGCCUGGGAGCCACGCUGCUCAGGGACGUCCCGUUUUCCGUCAUUUAUUUUCCUUUGUUUGCUAAUCUGAAUGAUUUGGGAAAGAGAGAAGCUGACGGCCCCGCCCCUUUCUACGUGUCGUUCGUAUCCGGCUGUGUUGCGGGAAGCACGGCCGCCGUCGCCGUCAACCCUGUAGACGUGAUAAAGACCAGGUUACAGUCGCUCACGCGAGGUAGUCAAGAGGACACUUACAGUGGGGUGACGGACUGUAUCAGGAAGAUAUUACGCAAUGAAGGUCCCAGCGCUUUCCUGAAGGGGGCGUACUGCCGAGCUCUCGUCAUCGCCCCUCUGUUCGGCAUCGCACAGGUGGUGUACUUCCUAGGUGUGGGAGAGUACAUCCUGAGCUAUCUGCCCAAACGAACCAACUAACCGAUCAUCUCACCGCCUUCUCCCGACCCAACACGCAUUGCGCCAGUCAGAUCUUUCCCCCGCCCCUUCCCUCCAUCCCUCCCUCGCGAGGUUCUCCGUGACCGAAGGAUCAAAACGUAACGUGGACCACUUCACCUGAUUUUAGGCGUUUGUUGUUGUGGCGUUUUGACGUGUGUUUUUAUCUGAAUGUGGUGGUUUUCAUACUGAGAGUUAAGUGAGACUGUGUUUGCCAAGCUGCCUGGUUCGUCCUCCUCAAAUGACUUUGAUUCGUUGAUAUAUAUACAAUCAAUUUAGGAUCAUUUCAUGGUGGAAAUUGGCGAGCCACCGUAAGAUCGCUGGCGGUGUGUUCUCUCACAACGUUUAAUGCGUAAAGUUGAGAAGUCAUGACACUUGGAACAUUAUGCCCUUGCAAACACAUCAACUUGCUGUUUUGAAUUUCUUAAAACUGGAGGGCAUGUAAUGUUCUCUGUGAGCUUUAUUAUUUUGCCCCUGUGUUUUCUUGUUCUGUUUGUUGGCCAAGUCUGAACGCAUCUCUUUGGGCUAGGAACAACCUUGAGCUAACGUAGGAAAGUUCGUGUGUGUGUUUGUGUUUCUCAAGGUGUCAGAUGUUGAACACACACAAACACCCAAUGGACACAUUUCCUGUGAUAGAGACUAAAGGACAUCAUUCUGUUCAGCAGUUGAUGCUGAAUCUAAAGGUUAACUUAAUGAAUUUUAUUAAAACAUCGCGCAGCUCAAUGAGUAGUCUCUCAUGUUGACCGAAUCAAAGUGUGAAACCUUCCAAACAGUCGCGCUCUUAGAAAUGUCCUUACACUUUUUGAAAGAUGGUCUUUAGAUGAAGUGUUUUGUUUGGCUUGGCCACACUGCAAAAACAUAUCGUUACAGGCAGCAAUUGCAUCAUUGAACUCAAUUCAUUUAUUGUUUGUAGUCAACAGCACAAAAACAAAAGAAAUACGAUUUAUGAAGUUUACUACAGUAAAUCACAUUUGCAGGUGAUUUGAAGUCUAUUUACAAUCUAAUUUUUAGAAAUGUGUCGGACUAUUCUGCACUUGACCUGUUUUACACAUUUUGCCAGGAAUAAUGGGCAAAUAUGUUUUUAAUAUCCACAAGCAAAUCUAAUUCGUUUUAAACUGCCUCUUUAUUUCAAAUCAUUCCUUCGUCCCUCCAACAAACCCAACUGAACCUGGUAUAUAGUUUUAUCAUAAAAAAAUAUGUAGCACAUUGGUUAAAAAUAAAAAAUAAGUUAUUGAGCACAUAAAAAGAGUCAUUUGAGAUAAAUAACCUGCAAUUUUAUGUUUCAAACAGAGGUGGCGAUAGAGAGGCAAAGGUGACAAAUAUCAGCUUGAACAGAAACUCGCCGCAGGAUUUGUAAAAGCCAAAGUGAAGUGAUGAUGAUUGUAAGACCUGCCCUUUGGCUGCGUUUCUAAGCUCCCAUGAUGCAUUGCAAACCAGCGGUGCAUCACCGGAACCCCGGAGGGAGAAUUGUAAUUGUCAUUCCAAGCUGAAAAGCACACACUUAUGAAGUGAUGGUCCAGACUUUCAACUGAAGUCAUAUUUAUUGAUCAUCUUGAUUAUAUAGACGUGUAGUAUAUCUCACUAUAUAUUUGUAUGGACAGUUUUAUUGGUGUUUAAUCGUGUGUGUGAUUAUUGUUGAUUACAGAGGAUAGUAUUACGAUUGUUUUGUUUAUGUUUUCGUUUUGUAUGUGAUGGCUUAUUUGCACACCCCACGUCGUUUGCCUGUCCAUUCCUUUUACGGUUAUCGGCAUCUGGAAUCACGAGUUAUUGCGGUUUACAUUUUUACGUUUGAACCAGUGUUGGUUUUGGAAAGCGUGCGUCCCUUCUCUUUCUCAAAUGCACUAGCAGACGAAUCGAACAAAGCGCUUGUAAUGCACAUUUACGCCGUUCGUCUUUAUUUGUGGUGUUUGGAUCAAUCUUCAAACAGGCCUAUUGUGAGAACUCCAAAACAACAGCCUGUGUCUCCUCUUACAAUGUGUGCUGUCACAACACCCGACAGCGGUUACAGUGAGAUAAGGUUGCCAACGUGUGUAGUGAAGAGUGCUGUUUGCUCAGGCUCACUGUUUUAUACUGCCAAAUGCUUUCUGACCAAAUCCCAACUUCUAAUACCUCACCCUUUUGUUUAUUUUUCCCUUUUUUUAUUUCUAACCUUUUCUGCCUUUAUUGAAGUACCUCUGUGUAAAGGCCCGUUCACACCAAGUGCACCCACACCAGUUAUGUUUAUUCUAAGCUCGCACGGUGCAGUUUCACAUCUUGCACCGGUCAUAUAUAUUUGAAUGGGUUUUGAUUGGCUGUCCAUUUUAAUUGUUCAUCAGCUGGACAAAAACCGCUCCGACAGUGAUCCCAACAAUAUUAUUCCUCUGUAUUGCUAUUGUUGUAGUUGUGGCGUGCACUUCAAACUUCUUUAUAGUUAUAGUUAUCAUCCUUGGUGUGAACGGUUCUUACAUCAGUAUCUAUGUCAUAUUGGCCACAUAUACAGUGCAAAGUUUAAAGGGAUGAUGUUUGUUUGCAUGGCUGAAUCAAUCCUUAUGUCUUGUGUCACACACGCUGAAAAAGCCUUACUUCUGUCUUGUUUUCCAGUACAAAUACAUUCUUAAAACAUAAUACAUUGAUUUGAGAAGUAAAAUCGCUCUAAAGUCUCGAGAGGUUAGGUCUUGUUUUAUACAUUAAACUCAAUUUUGAUAUGAUGAUGAUUUUGAUAGGUUCAUCUGAAGUCCUGUUGCUUCUCAAUUGGAUGUAUCUUUAUUUAAUAGUGUUUAGAUAUUUGUACUGGACUGGAAGAAUACCGAGUAAAAUAACCAUUUCUUACCAUUUGAAUUUUAAGCAGUGAAUUUGCCUGUUGCAUGCAGUUGUCACUUCUACAAUAAACCAAUUUGAAACCAGAUUAAGCAGUCAGAAGUGGAGUGACACCUGUACUCAUACGCAGUGAGUAUGUGGCCGCCGGGCGGGUUCUCAUGAGUCAGUGCCGAUCUGAGCUAUCUUAUAGGAGAAAGCCAUUAUAAUGUGCUUUAAGUGCAUUCUCAUGCUCAAUGUUGACGUAGAUCGGCUCGUAUCGUACUACAAUUGAAUGUAGAUUGUUACUAAUGAAUAUGAGAAUAACUAUAAUGAUCAUUAGAUGGAGCUUCAGAAGAUCACAUGGUGCUGUUUUACAAGUAAACAUCUCUAGUAUUGGUGAAGAUUCACCAUUUCAAAACAGAUGCUCUUAUUUAUUUGAUAAAGGUCGGAAGGUGGACUUUACAGGGUCGUAACACAUGCAGAUGUUUAAUGUGAGAGGUUACCUCAUCAAUGUUUAUAUGACAUUUAAAGGAAAUGCGAUGUCAGAUUGAAGCUUUAUGCCACAUUUGAAGUAUCCAGUGAAAUCCGAACUUUGUAAGUCCGACCCUGACGAUCUUUUUUUGCCUUGUCUUUUUUUAUCAGCUGUAUUUGUUGUUAUUCUGAUUUUUGUCCUGAACAUUCCAAAUGCUAAAAUGUCUAAAUAUUUUCAUUACUGUGAUGAUUAUUGUCUGUGAUUUUUGUGAUGAUUUAGUUUUUUUUAUUGUGAUUUCCAUCAUGUUUUAUCGGCUGUGAACUGAUGUUUCGUGACGGGUCAUGUACUGUAUGUGUUUGCACGGGGGGUCAGUCAAGUGCACGGGUGUGUGUGUGUGUGUGUGUGUGUGUGUGUUAUGGUGUUGUGCGCUUUGUUUUUUGUCAUUUAUGUAACGCACGAGUGUUCAACAUUCCCUCCCUUUCUUUUUCCACCAUCUGUCCUUUCUUUUUAUACUUGAAGGAAUUAGACAGCAGGUGGCAAAAAAACACCGAAUAUAGAAUCGAUUUUACAAUAAAACGACACAAGCACAAAAGAUAUCUGGCACAGCUGCAAUAUUCACAAACAACCCUUUGAUAUCUACAAUAUUCUGUAUGCUAAAGAAGAGAAAUUGUAAGCGACGUAUCACCGGUUUGUUUUGACAAACCACAGAAUGUAUAUUUAAAUCAUAUAACCAAUAUUGAUAAUAGGAUUCCAACUUAUUUAGUAGUAAAUUAGAUGCUAGAUAUUUGUGAUUUUACUCUUAUAUAAUAAAGAGCAUAUCUACAGUAUAUAUAAAGACCAGCGCAUAUUUAUGCAAUAAUUAAGAAAUAGUCCAUAGAAAGAUAAAUGGGUGGAGCUAAACACUUUUAAAACAUGUACAUGUCAUAUUAUAUCCAAGUGAAAAGAAAAAAUGGUAUUUUAGGACCAUUUUUGUUUUCUUUUGCAUUGGGACACUUAACAAUCAAGAUUUAUAGGGCAAAUGUGCUUUUAAGUUAUUUGCAAUAAAAUACGCAAUGGACAUUAAAAUAGACAUAUUAUGCAAAUUAUAAAGGAAAAGUGCAAUAACACACUUUAACUAGACAAUACACAAGUACGCAAAGUGCACAACACAGCCCUCCUGGAAGACGACCUGAAUCUGUAUGUCAAGGCAGAGCGUGUGUGUGUGUGUGUGUUGUCAUGCAAACAUCACAUGUGUGAGACUGAAAUACAGCAAUCGUUUUGAUCGUUGCUGUAAAAACUGAUGACACACUGAUCAUGUUGCAUUCCUUGUCACGGAUUGUUGUUCAAUAAAACGACUUUGUUCAUAAAGUU
Triplophysa rosa is the source of this 5649-nucleotide messenger RNA. It is a transcript of the gene slc25a22a, whose product is annotated as solute carrier family 25 member 22a. Gene Ontology annotation, biological process: malate-aspartate shuttle; aspartate transmembrane transport; L-glutamate transmembrane transport. The record is from RefSeq and is a predicted model, not a curated record. Bases 93 to 1037 code for a protein of 314 amino acids. Gene Ontology annotation, molecular function: L-aspartate transmembrane transporter activity; L-glutamate transmembrane transporter activity. Lineage: Eukaryota; Metazoa; Chordata; Actinopteri; Cypriniformes; Nemacheilidae. The transcript has 11 exons.